AUGGCUUCACCUCGCUUGGAAACCUUUUGUUGCCCCACCAGGGAUGCGGCUACGGAUUUUGUGCUGGGCUUUCAGCCCGUCUUCUUUAAUGCCAUCUGUGUUGCUAGCGCCAGUCUCAGUCUGUUUGGAACUCUCGCCCAGGUCUUACCAAAACGGAGACUUGGCUACCGCAGGUUCAGUCAGUAUCCGCUUCAGAAACCUUCCGCCUCUUCUAGAAUCCUGCUGAUCAUCAGUAUCUGUGACAUUCUAGCCUGUAUAGGAAUAAUAACGAGGGCAUCAGUGUGGCUUGGCUUUCCAGAUUUAGGGAGAAGAAUCUCACUUAAUGGAACUGAAAUAUGGCCGACAGCUUUCUGUGUCAGCACUGCUGUUUGGAUUCAACUGUUCUAUAGUGCCACCUUCUGGUGGCUGUUCUACUAUGCUGUGGAUGCUUAUCUUGUUGUGAAGCGGUCUUCUGGGUUCAGUAUUCUAGUGUUGUACCACAUGCUUACCUGGGGUUUAGCUGUCCUGCUAUUGGUUGAAGGUGUAGCCAUGCUCUAUUAUCCAUCCAUUUCCAGCUGUGAGAAUGGACUGGAACAUGCAAUCCCUCACUACAUCACGACCUACAUACCUAUGUUGCUCGUUCUGCUUGUAAAUCCCAUCCUGUUUGGGAAAGCUGCAUCUGCAGUUGCCUCACUCUUGAAGGGAAGGCAAGGCAUAUAUACAGAAAAUGAAAGGCGUUUGGGGACUCAGAUUAAAUUAAGAUUUUUCAAGAUUCUGCUUGUAUUUAUUAUUUGCUGGCUUCCAAAUCUCAUCAAUGAGAGUCUUUUAUUCUACCUCGAGCUGCAGCCAGACAUGAACAGGGAGCUGCUGAAGAAUGUCAAGAAUGCUGCUCUGAUCACUUGGUUUACAAUGAGUAUCCUGAAUCCAAUGCAAGGCUUUCUCAGCACGUUGGCAUUUUAUGGCUGGACUGGAUGGGACUUUGAUUUCAGGUUUCAAAAGAAUGAGAUUCAGUGGGAAUUACCAACGGCCUCUGCUUCAGCUGAGAAUGAGUAUGAAAACCCUGUGGCAGCGUCGCUGAAUUACCACGAUUACCUACAAGAAUGUGAAAAGAUGAUGACUGAAAAUAGUCACGACAGUAAUGAUGAGCUUUGUGCCCUCUCUGAAGGUAAUGGGAAAGCAAAUGGUUUCUUUACAUCAAAUUCCCCUGUCUAUCAGGGGCUGUAA
Messenger RNA from Hemiscyllium ocellatum (epaulette shark), 1203 nucleotides. RefSeq names its product G protein-coupled receptor 143 (gene gpr143). Lineage: Eukaryota; Metazoa; Chordata; Chondrichthyes; Orectolobiformes; Hemiscylliidae. Gene Ontology annotation, cellular component: melanosome membrane; plasma membrane. Bases 1 to 1203 code for a protein of 400 amino acids. The transcript is spliced from 8 exons. Gene Ontology annotation, molecular function: L-DOPA receptor activity; dopamine binding; L-tyrosine binding. Gene Ontology annotation, biological process: melanosome organization; regulation of calcium-mediated signaling; G protein-coupled receptor signaling pathway. The record is from RefSeq and is a predicted model, not a curated record.